Molecule: messenger RNA, 318 nt
Organism: Suillus fuscotomentosus
Lineage: Eukaryota; Fungi; Basidiomycota; Agaricomycetes; Boletales; Suillaceae
Exons: 2
Coding region: 1-318 (105 amino acids)
Source: RefSeq, a predicted model, not a curated record
AUGGCGAGAACCCCUCGUUCAGUUUCUACAUCUGCACUACCUACCACCUCACCACCAGCCGCCGCCCCUACCACGAUCAUGGCUCGACUAGUAAACCUAGUCCCCUGGCGGUCUGAUCAUGCAGGGACGCCCGUCGUCGAUGUUCCUUUUGCGCAGGGUCGACAUCGUUAUGCUGCAGCGGAUGCUCCUGGAAGUGAACACUCCUUGAUACGUGAUGAAGACUAUCAUGGAUCUCCUACACCGGACCCCAAUUCACAACAGCAACAGCAAGUAGACGCCGGGGAACAUGGAGGUGGCCGGUCGCGUCGCUGCUGCUAG